Endocarpon pusillum Z07020 is the source of this 6807-nucleotide messenger RNA. RefSeq lists its product as uncharacterized. The transcript is spliced from 9 exons. Gene Ontology annotation, molecular function: Hsp70 protein binding. The coding region runs from base 1 to 6807 and encodes 2268 amino acids. The record is from RefSeq and is a predicted model, not a curated record. Lineage: Eukaryota; Fungi; Ascomycota; Eurotiomycetes; Verrucariales; Verrucariaceae.
AUGGUACCGCAGCCAAAAAAGCAGGCGCCUCAACGUCAGCCGUUGACUGUGGCCUUGCGGAAGAUAUGUCGUGAUUAUCCGGCUGGCGCUGGUAUCCUCAAGGAGUUGCUACAAAACGCCGAUGACGCUGGUGCCUCGACUGUCAAAUUCACCCUGGACACACAUUUUCAUGACACUUCGCCCUUGCUUCAUGAAGGUCUUGCCGAGUACCAAGGUCCGGCUUUGCUGGCGUUCAACAAUGCGCUUUUCACCGAGGAAGAUUUUCAAUCUCUCACAUCUCUGGGAGACUCCAAAAAGUUGCAGGACAAGGUUGCAACUGGAAAAUUUGGUCUUGGGUUCAGCUCAGUCUUUAACUGGACUGACUGUCCUUCGAUUCUAUCCGGAAGUGAUCUGUUGUUCUUUGACCCGCAUCAGUCUUGGUCACGAAGUUUUGAGCCUCCUGGAGGCCCCUUCUAUGACAUAUCAGCUUCCACGGAGGAUGAAUCCAUGAUAACCCAGCUCGAUGGCUUUUCACUAGUAAACACUGAAUGGGAUCGUCCUUUCAUGGGGACUAUCAUUCGAAUACCUCUCAGAACUGCUUCUCAGGCUGCCGUAAGUGAGAUCUCUAACAAGGAGACUACUACAGAUGAUGUCAGAGACGCGCUUGACAGCUUCGCCGACGAUAUGGGUUCGAAUGGCUUGCUUUUCUUGAAAUCUGUCCGCCGGAUUGUCUUGUCUAUCAAUGACCAGCUAAUGACUGAGGUCAAAAUUACCAGUAAAGAUAGCUUAGCCGAGCCUGAAGGACGUCUCCGGACUAUUCUCAGAAGCAUCAUAAACGACGAAGACAAAGCUGGUGGCGAAAUCUACCACGAGGUGGAUCUUUCACACGAAGUCGCAGGAGGAAAAAUCGAGAAAAAGUUUGGCGUGCUGAACCUAGUAACAAGAUCUAGUAAUGUUCCUUCACUUGACAGCUGGGCCGCCUCAGAAAAAUUGUUUCCUUGGGUUGCGGUGGCGGCGCCCCUCAGGGAUUGCAGCAGCACCAGCAACAGCAAGGAUGGACGUCUGUUCUCUACUUUGCCUCUUCCAUGCUUGACGGGUAUGCCUAUCCAGAUUCAUGGGUUGUUUAGCAUCUCUGCCGAUCGUUCCAGACUGCAUGGACUUGAUGAUGGUGGAGUGCAGGACCAUAGGCCGAAAGAAUGGAACAAAUUCCUCUUCGAUCAACUAAUUCCAAUGGCAUGGGCGAAACUCCUUCAGAAUAUAUGCCAAAAUACCCCGAGGCAAGACCAUUCGCACUUGUGGCCUUCGAGUAGGUCCGAUGCUCAACAACUUUGGGAUGGCAUGUGUCCAGCCGUUGUGAAUCAAGUGUUUGAAAACCAAUUCCGUGUUUGGUACACUAGUGCCGGCCACGUGGCCCUCGAGGAUGGGCUCCUGGCAUUGAAUUCAACCCAUUUGAAGGAGAGAACAGCUUUUCGUGAAGCAGAUCUUCCCAUCAUUUUCGCGGAGCUCCACGUUUUCGAAGAGGCUCGCUGUUUACCAGGAAGUCGAACACUUUGUCCUCGUACGCUUUACCAGUUGCUUCAGCAGACGAAGAAGGUAGACAGGCUAUCCAGACCCUCCAGACUUGUGCUUUUGGAAUACCUUGUUUGCGAUAUUCCUAUCACAGAACUUGGGACUCUGGAGAUAUUUCCUUUUGAAGACGGAAGAUUUCGUUCACUGAACCAGUCGACGGUCUUCUUACAUAAAAAUAAUCUCGAGAAGACACUGUUCACACAACAAACAGGGGCUACCAUUGACACAGACCAACUGUCCGCAACCGCGUCGGAAAUCAUGCAUGAUCAAGUGAGAAAGGAUGACCGGAUGGUUCGCUAUCGGAAGCCUGAAGAUCUUCGCGACUACUACUUGAAACAUAUUGCCAAUGGAUCUGGCGAUAGUGUCGUACUUGAUGAGAACGGGAGAUCAAAGCUAAAUCUGGUCUGGAGGUGGAUGCUACAGUACCACCUGAACGAAUUGCCCCUGGCGGCCCUUGGGUCUCUCUGUUUUGUGACGUGGUUCCGUCCUGGCGAGGUAAACAACAUUUCCGUAAAAAUCUUUGCUUCAAAUCCAAAGAACGCCCCAAACAUUCUAGCAGACGAUUUUCUCGAUGUUGACAUCCAACAACGCUUACUUGGCUAUGCGGAGAAGGAGCAAUCACUAGGUAUCAAGGACGGAAACAAAUUUGGAAACUUUCUCCAGUUUCUCGCCCAACGGGGUACCUUACUGCGAAAUGAAGCGGAAGAAAUCAAAUAUGCCGUCCUUCGUUUACUGAAGCAAUUGUACUGGUCCCCAGGUUACACGAGUACCGAGCAAGACCGAAAGGUGCUAAAAAGCCUUUGGAUCUUUCAAGCGGUUGAGUGGCCAGCGGACGGUGCCGACACGUCCUUAAUGAGGUGGUGGACGAACAUGAAUAUCAACAAUGUCACUUUCAUUGGACUUAAAACGCUUGUGCCGAUACCAUCGUCACCAAAUGAUGUCUUUAUAGACAUGACUAAGGAGGUCUUCAGUACACUUUUCGAAGGCCUAGGUCUAUUGAAAUGCUUGAACGAUGGACAAAUACUGGAGGAAGUGGUCAUACCGGCUUUGCAUAGUGGCAGUUACGACUGCCUGAGUUCAGCACUUCGCCUCGAAGCCGUCAAUAGGCUCUUCCAAAACUACUACCACAUCUCGGCCCAUGCGCGAAACUGCUUAUCAAAACUUGAAGUCGUUCCAUUAACGCCACGAAGUAAUGAUGGAAACCUAAAUUUCGGUCGCCCAACGGAUGUUCUGGAUCCCCAGCAACCUGCGCUUAGAAGUCUCUACUUUGAAGAUGAGAUAUGUCUACCCGAGAAACAAUUCUACACUCGGUUUGGGCCAGUUCUGGCACAGUGCGGGAUUAUGCGGUCCUUGGAUCAAAGAGUCAUAACCGAUCGCAUAUCAUGUUUUGGGAGAACAGGGCAGGAGUUUGCUGCGGUCGCCUCUCGGGCCAAGAGUCUUCUCACAAUGCCGUUGCUUAAUACUGGAGAGGCCCUUGACCUCGCUAACGUCGCUCGAAGUACCAAAUGGCUGCCAGCACAAAGCCCUGCAAAAUCUAAUUCCUUCACAACUCCCUCGGAGUGCCGAGACAUCGACGAGAAGCUCAUCGUCGGCCAUGUAUGGCAUGUUUUGCCAUUUCAGAUUCAUGAAAGUUGGAGGCCAAUAUUAGGCUGGCAGUGUGAGAUCGACGUUGAUGUGCUGAUGCGUCAGCUCGUUGCAAGUAUAGCUGCCUUUGAUCUCGAAUCACUCGAACAAACUCUCUGUUACAUCCGUCAACAUCACUUGCUGGAACGUUGCGCAGAACGCCUGCUCAAGCUGAGCUUUAUCCGAAGCAGUACUGGGGAGCUGGUCCGUGCUGACAGAGCGUGCCGACGAGGUGGCGAAAAGCUGAGGCCGUAUCUCUACACAGUGGAACCACGAUUCUGGGAUGUUCACACAGAUAUUAUGAAGAUGAUGAAUAUCUACAAAUAUCCCAGCGUUGAACAGCUUAUGAGUGUGCUAAACGCUCUUGGUUCUGAGAAGGCUUUGAAUGAAGGAGAGCUCGAUGUAGCUGUCGAAGUGACCCGUAUAUGGAGUUUGCUAUACUGUAGUCGUCUCGAGGGGUUGAAGAUGCCUGACACUCAUGGUAUGCUUCGUGAUACCAGUGAUUUGGUUUUCAACGACACACCUUGGCUCUCGGCGGGAGAACGCGCCAUAGUGCAUCCUAAGGUCUCUCGAAGCGUCGCAGACCGAUUGAUGGUAGAACCGCUGAGCGUCUUGUUGAUGAACGGAGUUCUUGGUAUCACAGAUCUUGACGAUGAUGAGUUCUGUCAGCGUGAGGAGGUUGCGGACGGCAUUAGGGAUACUCUGGAGCGUUAUACAAGAGAAUCCACCUUUCAUGAAUAUCUUGCUAACGCCGAUGACUGCGGUACCGCGUCCGAGACCAACUUCUUGAUUGACCCGAAUACUUAUGAUACGAAGUACUUGCUCACCAAGGAGCUGGGGGACCUCCAGGGACCUUCGCUACUGAUCCACAACAAUGGGGUCUUCACAGAAGAGAACUUUGAAGGCCUGAAGCGUGUGGGACGUGGAAGUAAGCGAGAUGACCCAAACUCCAUUGGUAAGUUUGGACGAGGGUCUCAGACAAUGUAUCAUUGGACCGACGUACCGAUGAUUCUAUCCGGGAGAUUCCUUCUGAUCCUGGACCCCCUACAGACUCGCUUACCUUUCAAUUACCUCACUAAGCAGAAGAAACCUGGUAUACUCUUGGAAUAUGCUAAGAUCAAAUCAGCCUGCUAUGACCAGCUAGCUCCAUUCGAGGGUCUAUGGGGCUUCAACAGCGAUCAAGAUUCCUACAACGGCACAAUAUUCCGCUUCCCACUGCGUAAAGAAGGUCAGGGUUCUGAAUUACUAGAAUCACGGCGACCCCCCGAUGUGUCAACGACAAUUGGAAUCUUUCACAAGUGUUUUGAUGAAGCUCGCUUGGCCCUCCUGUUCCUACGAAACCUCGAAACCAUCGACUUCAGUAUCAAGGGUGGCGCCGACUUCGAAUGGAGAGUUGGACGUCAGACUUGGCCGCAGAGCGGUGCCUUUUCAGACUGGGCCCAUGUCCUGGUAGAGCAGCAUAGUCCGCAUGGAAAACUUAUCUCCACGACCGAGCAGUGGUGGCGCGUAAUAGUUGAUGUGCUCGACCCUCAAGAAGACCUGCAAGACCGCCAUAAACGUAGGAUGAAAUAUGUUGAAUGUGGCAUUGCCGAACUUGUACCUUCAGCAGACAAAGCCAUAUCUCCUCUACAACCUUUGGCGUCACGGUUCUUCAAUUGCCUUCCACUCAAAUUUGAGUCGAACUUACCAGUACAUAUCCACGCCACAUUCUUGCUCUCAGGCGACCGUCAGAACAUCACAAUCGAGGAGAGCUCACAGGAUUCUGGUUCGAAAUGGAACAAAUGGCUCCUCGAGAAAAGACUGCCGCGCGUCUAUCUCCAAUUCCUCGAAGAUAUUGGAAGAAAGAUUGGCCAUGACGUCUACAACUAUUUUCCGACUGGAACCAGCGGCAGAGAACAGCUGUCCGAUCUCAUCCGCGUUUCUUUCUGGAAAGAGAUAAGAUCGUCUAGCUAUCGACUGUUUCCCGUUGUAAAUGCGGCUGAGGAAGUUACCAAACUCAGAAGCAGAGGUCGAAGCAAUCGUAUACCCCCUAAUUUAGUCACAUUUGAGGCUGCACUGUUCGAUACCUUGGACACCCAGAAGUCCAAUGCUCUUCGGCCGAUCCUUUCUAAUUGUCUCAACAAUUUGGUAUGUCCACCUUGGCGAUUACGGGGGCAUUUCAAAACUACACCAGAAGGCCCUCAGAUCAAAGUCUUGACUCCUGCCAUUGUCCGAGGUGUUCUCAGAUCUACUCGAGCGAGGGAGCUUGUUGAGAAAACGAAGCAAAUGGACAAAGAUUUUCUAGAUGUGUUAUUAUCUUACAUCGUGCCUACGACUACAGACGAAGUUGUCGAACUUGAUGGUUGCCCAAUUCUCCCCCUUGCGGACGGAGGAUUAGGCACACUUUCGUUGAGGUCAAGGAUGAGCAGCGACAAGGUGUAUUUUGUCGCGGACGCUGAAUGCCAAAGACUGUUUUCGUUCGCUGCUUCCCUGUUCUGUGGCAAUGAAACAAGAUACGCAAGCUUUGUGGGCAAGAUCUUGGACUCUGGCUUGCUCAAUCUAAAGACCCUGGCGGAAGGCGAUGUUAGUACGGUGUUGGGUCUCAAGGGAUCAUGGGCACCCGGUCCAGCGUCAGAAAAGUGGCUUGUAUACUUCUGGGACUACAUAAACUCGAUCACCGUAUCUAUGGAAGCAGCCAUCGAGCCGAAAGAGGCAUAUUUGAACUCUCUUCAACAAUUUCCUCUUCUAUUGGUUCGUACUCAUGGCGGCAAAGCAGCAAUAAACAGCCUCCACUAUUUUUGGAACAACGCCUGUGUUGUGCAGUCUGCGAUUCGUGAACAGGUCAAUCUUCUUGCAGAUUUUAAAGGUCUAGGUAUUGUCGACUCAAGGACCCUGCCUGCAUCUACUCGCCGUGCCGAGAAGUCUUUGCUUGAUCUAGCUUCGAUAAAUCGGUUGAUACGAAGCUUGAAGUUGCUAGCAGGAAAAGAGGGCAAAACCUUGAAGGAAUUUGUCAGGGCAACUGUGAAGGAAGAAAACAUCAAGACCUUCCGGAACAUCAUUGCAAGCCAUCCUCAGCUGCUGGAUGAAAGUGCGAGAGAUCUUCCUGUGUGGCCGCGUAUCUCCUCCAAAUCAGGGUACCUAACCGCGAGAGAGGCCUUUCUAGCACAGAACUCCGCUUUUGUUGUCCCGUGGAUCAAAGAAUACCAUCAAUUUACGAUGUUUAAUCGAUAUCACCAACACGCCAGCAUUGACGAUGUCGGAAUGCUUGAACGGUUUGUUCUUCUGAACCUUCCAGAUUCCAUAGGUGGGAAGAACAAAGAGCCAUACACUAGAUUGGUGGACGCCAUAAUGAAUAGCACUUCGUUGAAGGGUAAGACAGGCAACAGAAACAAAAAAGGAUCUCUGUUGGUACCUUUAGCCGCCUACCGCCUCGCUGCCAGGAGGGAUGGCAGACUAUGUUUGGCUUCCGAACUCUUCGAUCACACUGAUCCUGUCUUUUCCGCCGCUUUCGGUGCUGAGGCCACAGACAAAUUCUUGAUGACCGGGGUCGAACACCAUUUGUCCCCCUGGAAGGAGCUUGGUAUCCGCUGUCGUGAACAGGGCAGGUUUAAAGGCAGAGACUAUCUCGCCUGUCUACUGCUCUACAGGGCAGGUUAA